GACUCAUUGCUGCCGUGCUUUAGGAGUUUGUCAUCUACAGAUAAUGGAGCCGAUUCAAUCACCUGAAACUGCAGACAUUCAGCCACUCUCUCCCUCUGUUCCUGUUCCUCCCACACUGAGAGAUGGAGAGUGUUACCAUGUCUUCAUUAGCUACAGCAGCACUGACUGCCAGUGGACCCACUGCCUCAUCGACCAGCUGGAGGCCUGCGGCCUGCAGGUCUGCUACCAUGAGCGAGACUUCACCCCCGGCCGCACCGUGUUGGAAAACAUGUCCGACUGCAUCCAGGAGAGCCAGAAGGUCCUGCUGGUUCUCAGCCCAGAGUUUGUGAGGAGCCGCUGGUGUCUCCUGGAGGCCAACAUGUCUUUGUUCAGAGACUGCCUGGAGAGGAAGCCCAUCGUCCCAGUGCUGCUGGAGCCAGGAGUCUCUGUUCCUCUCCACCUCUGCCACCUCACCUACCUCGAGGCCAACGACCCCGACUUCAAGAAUAAGCUGCUCAAGGUGCUCUGCACCCCCAACCAGCAGCUUCAAGGGUCCACCGUGCUGCCCUUCCAUCCCCCCUCCAUCUACAACGGGAAGGCCCUGCAGCCGUUGGUUGCUGUAAAUGAAGACAGUCUCAGUAAAUGGGAUUGUGGUCAGUUCAGUGACAUGGAGGUACCAGACCAGCUGCGCCUGAUCAUUGAGGACCAAGAGAAGUACAGAAAGGCUGUGAGGAUGAUCAACAGUGUGUCUCAAAAUAAGCGACCACUCUGGGUUACAGGCUAAUUAUGAUGGAAGCAGCAGAGAGCUUCUUGAAUACGGAUUGUUAUGCAUUUUUUUUGUAUAGAUAAUGGAGCCAAUUAAUUCACUUGAGACUGCCGACAUUCAGCCACUCUCUCCCUCUGUUCCUGUUCCUCCCACCCUGAGAGAUGGAGAGAGUUACCAUGUCUUCAUUAGCUACAGCAGCACUGACUACCAGUGGACCCACUGCCUCAUCGACCAGCUGGAGGCCUGCGGCCUGCAGGUCUGCUACCAUGAUCGAGACUUCACUCCCGGCCGCACCGUGUUGGAAAACAUGUCCGACUGCAUCCAGGAGAGCCAGAAGGUCCUGCUGGUUCUCAGCCCAGAGUUUGUGAGGAGCCGCUGGUGUCUCCUGGAGGCCAACAUGUCUUUGUUCAGAGACUGCCUGGAGAGGAAGCCCAUCGUCCCAGUGCUGCUGGAGCCAGGAGUCUCCGUUCCUCUCCACCUCUGCCACCUCACCUACCUCGAGGCCAACGACCCCGACUUCAAGAAUAAGCUGCUCAAGGUGCUCUGCACCCCCAACCAGCAGCUUCAAGGGUCCACCGUGCUGCCCUUCCAUCCUCCCUCCAUCUACAACGGGAAGGCCCUGCAGCCGUUGGAUGCUGUUAAUGAAGACAGUCUCAGUAAAUGGGAUUGUGGUCAGUUCAGUGACAUGGAGGUACCAGACCAGCUGCGCCUGAUCAUCGAGGACCAAGAGAAGUACAGAAAGGCUGUGAGGACGAUCAACAGUGUGUCUCAAAAUAAAGUUUGGUUCCGCCCCGUUUGGGUUAGAGUAUUAAUUCA
Molecule: messenger RNA, 1561 nt
Organism: Trematomus bernacchii (emerald rockcod)
Lineage: Eukaryota; Metazoa; Chordata; Actinopteri; Perciformes; Nototheniidae
Exons: 4
Coding region: 44-763 (239 amino acids)
Biological process (GO): inflammatory response; toll-like receptor signaling pathway; immune response
Cellular component (GO): membrane
Molecular function (GO): transmembrane signaling receptor activity
Source: RefSeq, a predicted model, not a curated record